AACUGGCAUCUCGUAUGUCUUUAUUUUGAAUGCAUUUACACGUUUCAGUUGUGUUAUAAGUAUUCUGCAUCUUGUUGUGUUUAGUUUAAGGGUGGCUGAAGAGAAGGAAAGUAACUAAAACAGAGGGAAAUUCAUUCUUUUGGUUUUCCAUUUCCGCUAAUUGAACGGAAAGACAUUCUUUAGUUGAUUGCAUUACUACAUUGCUUCCACAUAGUGUUCCCUUGCUUUCUUAUGCAUGCUGUUUAGACCUAUUGUUUAGUUUUUCUUUGCAGUGUGUUGAUCGUGAAAAGGUUAUUUUUCACUAUUUAGUCUUUUUGGAAAUGCAUAAUGGUUUAGAUGUGUCUUUACAUCUAACUUCUUUUUUCCAUUUUCUGGUGGACCCAACUGCUACCCGUCUUAUGCAUGUUCAUAGAGGAAUAGAUCUUAGGCAGAUCAGAUUGUUUGAUAGGUAAAUGAACUUUUUUUCCCUUUUAUUCUUUUCAAGAGGAGUACUCUAAUUAUCUUCUAGAUAUACCAAAUUGGUGGUAGUUAGGAGCAACUGAUUUUUAAUCUUUGGAUUAAUAGUCUAAGGUUUAAAAGGGAAUCUCUUUUCAAUAUUAUUGGUAUAUGUUAAAUUCAGAAAUGGAUAUGAAUGUAAUCUUCUUCUUUUAGGUAUCAUUCCUUGAAAUUUUUAUUUUACCUCUUUUACAUAUUUUUAUGAUUUGUUAUAUAAUUGGUUAGGAGGAGAAAGAACAUAUUGGAGAUACUUUUGUUGUACACAUGGUUGGAAGCUGUAAAGCAUCUUGCUAAAGGGUUUAUGGAGCUCUAAAACUGUUGUUUGCACUGGUUUUGAGUUAUAAGCUCAAAUAUUGGUCUUAGCUUGGAGCUUUGCUAAAAAAUGGUCAAUUUGGGGAAUGGGAUAAACAGAUUUUGAACUCAAUCGAACAUUCAAGCUUGUGCAGUACCUCUUGAUACCACAAGUUUGAGUUCUAAAACUAACUCUGUUUGAGAACUUUGACUGGGACUGAUCUAAACUAGAUCAACUUUAUUAAUGUUAGAUAGAAGAUGGAAAUGAAUUCCAACACCACAAGUUCAACUUCAGCUUUCUAUGUUUUUAGUCCGUACUUUUCUCAAUGAUUUUACGCAUUUUCACAUAUUCAAAGCAAUAAUUAAAGCUGAUUUUUGAACUUUAUUACAAGAAUUAGAAUUAUAGUCGAGAAGCCAAUCACUUGCAGGCAAUGUACUAAGUGAUCAUGUGGAGAAUGCAUUCAAAGUUUUGAACAAUGAGAACUAUUACUGAGAACAUGUAUUCAGUCAAAUUCUUGCAAUCAUCGAGUUGGGAAAUAUUCAGGAAUACCCUGUUCUAUAGUCUAGAAAUAUUUCCUGCUUUGUAAGGUAAUAAUAGUUUCUGACUUAUAUUAUUUAUUUUUGGUGGUCAUUUACUCUGAUUUGAACUUUGAAACAUUAGGAUGGAGACAAAAUGUCAUUGUUUUGUCCAAAAUUUGAGCAAUUUUUCUGUGGAAGAGAUGUAGCCCACCAUGCAAAAUCUAGUGCCUCUACCCUGAUUUUUUUCCACUUCCAGAGCUUAUCUUCUUCCACUAGUCAUGUCUUUAAUACUUACACAAUUUCCACCUCACAUCAUAAAUAUACAAUCCCACGUCAGAGGACAGCAGCCAACCAAGCUAAUGACGUUAAUCCCAUCCAUGCGUUAUCUCAUCAAUGAACCCUCCACAAACACACACCACACACUCAACCACAAAAACCACCCCUCUCCUCUACCGUAUAUGAAGCCUACAUCCUCUCCUCCUCCUUUCUUGAUCUGCACUACACUCUGAGUCUCAUAAGUUAAGGAUGGCCACUGUUACCUCUGCUGCUGUCACCAUUCCAUCAUUCACCGGCCUUAAGGCUGGCGCCACACCCUCCAAUCUUGCCAUGCAAAGGGUUGCUGUCACCCCGGCUGCUCCCAAGCUGGCAGUGAAGGCCUCAUUGAAGGACUUUGGCGUGGCUGUUGCUGCCACUGCCGCCUCGGCAAUGCUGGCCAGCAACGCCUUGGCCAUUGAGAUCACUCUAGGUGGUGAUGAUGGCUCCCUGGCUUUCAUCCCCCAAAACUUUGAAGUGGCGGCUGGGGAGAAAAUUGUCUUCACAAACAAUGCCGGAUUCCCACACAACAUAGUGUUCGACGAGGAUGAAAUCCCAGCUGGAGUUGAUGCAUCCAAGAUCUCAAUGGCUGAAGAAGACCUUCUUAAUGCAAAAGGGGAGACAUAUGCAGUGACUUUGACAGAGAAAGGGACAUACAGUUUCUACUGUGCUCCUCACCAAGGAGCUGGCAUGGUUGGAAAAGUAACAGUGAAAUAGAUUGACCUUUUCCUCUAUUAAUCACUUUGUACCCUGGAUGCUGAUCAUCUCAUUUUUGUAUUGCUUCAUCUGUAUUACAGUAAUAUAUAUAGAUAAUUUAGUUUGAUCUUU
Messenger RNA from Sesamum indicum (sesame), 2445 nucleotides. RefSeq names its product plastocyanin 1 (gene PETE1). Gene Ontology annotation, molecular function: copper ion binding. Gene Ontology annotation, cellular component: chloroplast thylakoid lumen. The record is from RefSeq and is a predicted model, not a curated record. Lineage: Eukaryota; Viridiplantae; Streptophyta; Magnoliopsida; Lamiales; Pedaliaceae.